AUGAGCUAAUAAAGUGUUUUCAAUUCAAAAUUACAACAAGCCUUAGAUUGCCUUAUUGAUGACACACUCAAACCAUUUGACCCCUAUAGGUUUGCGACAAUUAUGGAAAUAAAGUAAGUACAAUAAGGAAGUUCUGAAUAACAAAAUAAAGCAAGUAAUUAAAUUCCCCAUGAAUUGAAAAGUUAAAAAACUCGUGAAACUCUCUAUAAACUUUGGAGUAAGAUAAAACAAGAAUUGCAAGUAUAAAUUAUUAUUAUAUUAUAUAAGGAGAGAUUUUCUAAUAUUACUAUUAAAACCAACUUACCAACUAUUUUGGAACAAUUUGAAGAAUAAUACUAUUAAAGACAAUGUCUCAGAAAUCUUGAUAUUUACUAGGACUAAAGAGAAUUCUUAAUUUUUUCGUAGAGUUAUGAUGAAGACAAUCUUAUUAAUUCACUAAUUAAUGAAGCAAUUUUUGAUUCAAUAUAAUAAAAUAUAUGA
This is a messenger RNA of Paramecium sonneborni, 480 nucleotides long. The record is from the annotation of a GenBank genome assembly. NCBI's taxonomy places the organism in Eukaryota, Ciliophora, Oligohymenophorea, Peniculida, Parameciidae.